Glarea lozoyensis ATCC 20868 is the source of this 597-nucleotide messenger RNA. RefSeq lists its product as uncharacterized. Lineage: Eukaryota; Fungi; Ascomycota; Leotiomycetes; Helotiales; Helotiaceae. Bases 1 to 597 code for a protein of 198 amino acids. The record is from RefSeq and is a predicted model, not a curated record. The transcript is spliced from 3 exons.
AUGAAUCCUCCGGGUUCAUCAGGUCUUCUCUCGUCAGGCCCGUGGAACCAUGUAGAGGCCCAUGACACUGCCGAGAACCAUAAUACAAGAUCAGGAGAUGUUGGAAAGAGGCUUCCUGGUCAUGAAUACUUUGAGGACGUUAAUGGCUUCUGGCAUGUCGGCCUCUGGCAUAUCUUCCCCAACGGCGAACAAAUCCUUAUGGGCGUUAAGGCAAAGGUCAGCCAAUUAGAUGGCAGUAUUGCUCUCGGUGGAUAUUACAGAGGAGAGCCUGGUUCAGACCCAGAUAAAACACAGCAUCCUCUUUUCCGAAUUGUACCAGAAAUGAACGUCCAGCAGGUUCUUCUUCCGUUCGAAGUCUCCAAGGCUGCAGGAGAAGGAGUUAUAGACAAGUCUAUUAGCAUCAGGGCAUAUUUGAUGCAAAAGGAACACGAAAGACAAUUCAUUUUGUCGACAGCUCAAGCAGGUACGGGAAUGUUGGAAAGCAGAGAGGCAGAUCUCAUCGAUCCUCAGCUAUUAGAGCAAGAUACGGCGCGGCAAACCAGCAAUCAAGCCUCUGCCAACAAAGGCAAAGGCCCUGGCCACUAUUUCUCGUUUUGA